This is a messenger RNA of Tympanuchus pallidicinctus (lesser prairie-chicken), 3745 nucleotides long. Its product is annotated as oocyte zinc finger protein XlCOF26. Lineage: Eukaryota; Metazoa; Chordata; Aves; Galliformes; Phasianidae. The transcript has 2 exons. Bases 162 to 890 code for a protein of 242 amino acids. The record is from RefSeq and is a predicted model, not a curated record.
GGGGCCGAGGCUGCGGGGCGGGCGCUGAGCCCACGCGUGACCGCGGCCGCGGGGCGACGCCGGGAGCGCGGGCGGAGGAACGAGCAGGGGGCCGGAGCGGGCGGCACAAAGCGCGGAGCGGGGCAGGGAUGCGGGCGCCGUGAGCCGGGCAUCGUGCGCCCAUGACGGACCUGGCAUCGCCCGCGGGCGAGAACAGCUUCGCCUUUCCCGGCGGCGGCGAGGAGGGCUUUGGGGAUGAGAAGGCGUUGGUGAUCCACAGCCAGGCGGAGGAGGAGGCGGCGGGGAAGGAGUUCAAGUGCAUCCUGUGCGGGGAGUGCUUCGGCCAGCAGCCCAGCCUCGCCCGGCACCAGAAGCACCACGCCGGGGAGCGCGCCUUCAUCUGCGCCGAGUGCGGCAAGGCCUUCAGCCUCAAGCACAACCUCAUCAUCCACCAGCGCAUCCACACCGGGGAGCGGCCCUACCAGUGCGACGUCUGCCAGAAGAGCUUCAGCCUGAAGCAGAACCUGCUCACCCACCAGCGCAUCCACAGCGGCGAGAAGCCCUUCUCCUGCGGGAGCUGCGGGAAGCGCUUCCGCGAGCAGCGCUUCCUCCUCAACCACCAACGCACCCACGCCGAGGACCAACCCGGGGCCACCAGCGCCGCCGCCUGCAGCCGCUCGCCGGGCUCGGAGCUGCAUGAGGAAGCCGGUGGUCCCACGGCAGCAGGCGGCCCCUUCUCCUGCUCCCGCUGCGGGAAGGCCUUCGGCUGCCGGAGCAGCCUGGCCGCACACCAGCGCACCCACGGCGGCGAGCGGCCCUUCGCCUGCACCGAGUGCGGGAAGAGCUUCAGCCAGAAGGGCUCCCUGAAGCUCCACCAGCGCACCCACAGGGCCGAGAACGCCCUCACGUGAGCCCCCGCGCCCCGGGACCCCCGCCCAUGGCUGCCCUGCGGGGCUCUCCGUGCCCUGAGCCCCCCCAGCAUGGCUCCAAGCGCUGCACGGAGGCUUGGGGCCGCUGGGCGUCUCAGUGGGCGCCGUCCCCUCGGUGCUGUUGUGACGGCGUGGUCAGUGCCAGCUCUGCCUGAGCCCCCCCAGGCACCCCGUGCUCCCUGCACGGAGCUGCUCUCCUGAUCACCACGAGGUCUCUCCCAUCAGCUGCUCCUGCUCCUCACCUCAGGCGCUCUUGGGCUGUUGGGCGCCUGUUGGGUUUCUGCCCCCCCCCGGGGCACUGGGAGGAGCUGAGUGAGGCGGCCGCCUGUGGAAAUGGCAGAGUUCCCCGGGGGGUUUCCUCCCCUCCACUCCCAGCACCUCAGCACUGCAGCCGGGUGCACAGCGGGGCCGCAGGUGGAACCCCUGAGCGAAGAGCAGCGGGGGGGGGGUUUCCCCUCAGCACUGCUGUGUGCACCCCGUGCCCCCGUGCUCCCCAUUCCCCCCGUACCCCCAUCCCCCAUCCGGGCUGGUGCUGCUGCAGCGUUGCAGAGUGCCCUGAAACAGAGAAAUCGUGCAAAAUUAAAACAAAAACGCAAAGCUCACAGGUGCAGACUGCUUCCCAAGGGCAGCGGCAGCUCCAGCCUGGAGGAGGGACUGCGGCGAGGCGUGGGAUGCGGCCCGAGCAGCAGAGAGCCCGGCCUGGGCGGUGCAACCAGGAGUGGGUGCGUGGUGACGGGAGCACUGCGGGCUCCCGGCGGGCUGAAAACGUGCCGGUGCUCAGCCACGGCCAGGAGAAGCGAGGGUUGGGGUGGACAUCUCUGCCCCUUGUCCCGCUCUGCGGUCCACAAGCACCGGGGAAGGGGAAGAGGCGGCACCGCAGCCCCGCUGCACGUGGGACGGUGCAAAUCCCGCAUCACCUCUGUGCCCGCCGCUCCGUGUAAGCCGCAGCGUUCUGGGAGCGCUCCUGGCUGCCACUGCGGGACGGCGGCCGCCAUCCGCCGGGCUUCCAUCCGUGCGCGCCGUCCUGCGCUCUGAACCGGGACGGCGCUCGGUGAGCCGGGAUGAGGCGAACUCACGGCUGCAUCCAGGCUGCGCGCCCCUCGCCCGCACCGCUGCUGCCCCGCCGCUUGCAGGGGAAAACCAGCUUUCCCUGCCGACGCUUCCCGCUGCCGACGCUGCUCACACCGCUCCGCGCCGCCCCGCGGGGUGAUGCGGUGCGUCGGGACGCGGCUGCGGGGGGAGCUGACACCCGGCCCGGCCGCAGCUCCCGGUGACGGCUCCUCCCGACCCCCGAGGGAGCUGCUCCUCCUCCCCCCGUCCCGCCGCUCCCCGCCCCGUGCCCGCGACCCCGCGCACGGCGAAGCCCCCCGCGAACACCCGCGCCGAGCGAUCCCCGCCCCGCGUCCGCCCGCGUGUCCCCCUGCCGCUGUGUGUGUGGAAAUGCAGGCACUGCCGCUGUGUAUUAAUUAAAUUAAUGAACGCCUGGAAAACGCCGCGUCUCCGUCUUGCUAAGAGCUCGGGGAGAGUCGCGCGGCUCGGCCGGCUCCGACAUUGGGGUGAGCGGCACACGGCCACGGAGCCCUCCGCCGUCUCCAGAGCCGGGCCGGUGCCCAGGAGCUGCCGUCCCCCCUCGGGCUGCGCCCGUCCCGGCCGAGGAGAGCCGGGGCCGCUUCCGCCUCCAUCGGCUUCCGUCAGGUUCUGCUCGUUUCGCCGUUCUCCCCCAGGAAAAGGGGUGGCAGAAGGAACGCGCUGUGGGCUCCAGAGGGCGUUCGCGACCCGCGCGCUGUGCGGAGCUCCGCAGGCAGCGCUGAGCGCGGGGGGGGACGCGCAGCCCCGUCGGGUGGCGCAGCUGCUCUGCCCCCGCCCGGCCCGGACACGAGCGGGCUCUGCGGUGCCGCUGCGACCUCCGAGCUCCCGAAGGGGCGACGGGCAGCGCCGGGCUCAGCCGGAGCCGGAGGGCAGCGGACGGAGAACGCAGUUUGCUCCGGAGCGUCUCGUUUGCAGCCCGCACCUCUCACGCCGGUUUCUUUCAGCCCUCUGCAGUGCCAGCAGCCCUCGAUCUCUGAGGUCCCGGCAUCGUCGUCGCUCGGUGGCCUGAGCUACCCGUGCCACUGUGUCCUGAUGGUCCCAAUAUUCACAUUAACGAUGUCCCUGUGUCAGCAGCCCACGUGAUCUGAAGUCCCAAAGUCCCAAAAUCCCUGCGUCCCCAUGUCCCUGACACCCACUGUCCCAGUGUCCCAAUGUCCCCAUAUCGCCUAGUCCCCGUGUCCCCCCUGUCCCCCUCCUCCCCGCCGCCCCGGCUCCGCGCUUCGCCGCACCGACACCGGGGACCGCAGCUCCGCCCCAGGAGCUCCGCGGCCGCCCAUCCCCGCCCACAGGCCGUCCCCGUCCCGCAGAGCGCGGCCGUCCGCCGGGUGAGAGGGAGAGGAACCGAGGCGGCCGCAGCUCCGCGCCCAUGAAGGACCGAGCCGCGGAGACUGGAGCGGCGGUUCUCCCCCGCGGGGCGCAGCGCCACCGGCAACACGUUGCUGGGCGAGGAGCGCUUCGAGUCCCGGCUGGCGUCCCGACCCGUCACCACCACGUGCAAAGAAGGCAGGCGGGAUUGAGGCGAGUGGUGCGUGGUGGUCAUGGACACCCCGGCGAUUUUCGGGGGCUCUCAGUGGGACGAGCAGCGUUUGGCCGAGGAGCGCCAGCGCUGCCUCAGAUUCGCUGCCCGGCAGCCCUGCGUGCUGCUGCUGGUGACACAGCUGGGCCGUUACACGCGGGAGGACCGCGAGGUGCAGGCUGAUGAGGUGCUGCACAGGGCUGUGAGCAUCGCCCUCAGGCAGAGCGAGGGG